AUGUUGGCCUCGGACCCAGCUGUGAUCUACUCAAAGCUGAAGCGCCCGCUGCCGCCGAGCUUCGACUCAGGCGCCUCGCUGCACGUGCGGUGCGGCCAUGGCUUCUCGGGGCUGGAUCGCUUCUCGGGAGCGGCGAAGGCCACGGAGGAGAUCAUUUGCCAAGAUGGCCGUUGGGUAGAUACAAAAGGAGGACCCGGCCUCGUGGCUCUUCAAUGUGUGGCCUGCGCACGUGCGACGCCCACGGCCUCCGACAGCUUGUUGGAGCACUUGAAAGCUUCGCAGCAGGAGCGCUGGUGGUUGAAGCGCCAUCCCGUUGAGAUCAAGUACUGGAAUGGCCUUUGCUUGGCCACCGAGUCUGGCAGUGUCGCUGUGGACAUCCUUUUCACCGACCCCAUGGAGACCUGGCACCGGCGUCGCCGGCAGCGCGACAGCGGCUUCGCCUUCGGGGCCACGACCUGGGGCGACAACAACCUGCGGCUGGGGUGGAAAGGAGAUGCGGGCAAAUGCAACUUCGAGCAACGGACGCAGGUGGUGUCCUUGACAGGUGAAUGGACCUUGGCUGGAGGUGCUACGAAGUCGGAAACUCUCCAAGGAUUGUUGUCCGGGGUCCGCUAUGCCAUCUACUUUAACGUCAAGGCCGAGGCUUCGGUCACGACUGGCCUCACGACCGCCUACAGCAGUGGAUGGGGCUGUGGUGGCUUCUCCACGAGCGUUUGGGCGCAUUGCCCCGAGGAGGUGUCAUGCCCCUCUGGCAGCACCAUGGUGGCCUGCCAGGCAGUGCCUUCCUUUUCGCCCUACGGGCACACACCAUUGGGCGCGGUAGUGACGAGUAGCGGCACUUGCAAGGCCUGGGGCAACUACGCCAUGGGUGCGAAGGCCUUGGGAGGUACCGAGGUCACUGGACCCGAGACCACCAGCGACCAGUGGUCUGAAUGGGCCACAUGCCCCAGUGGCUCAGUGGCGGUGACGGUGAGGAGACUCAUUGCCGGAGUGGACAUCGACGGAACCAAGGGCGACUGGAACUUGAAGUAUUUCUCCAACAGCAAGGACAGCGAGAAGACGGUGAUGUGCGAUGAAGGGACCUACAUCAAGCAGAUCAAUGCUUGCUCCGAGGGGAAGUGGGACGGCAUGGAUAGCAUCUACUGCACCGAUGGGAAGCACAAAGGCUCAUACAACGAUGGCUGCAGCCGCAGGCGCAGCAAUUCCGGCCGCCGGCGUGGCACGAAUUUGAACAGUGACCGAGGAGCACGGAAGGCGUAUGGCCAGGGUGGUGGCAAUUUGGACAAGUUGUGUUUGGAUGGCGCAGGAGGAAGUGGUGGCUACUGCCGCGGAAGCCACAACUCCGCCUAUGUGGAAGACAGCUGCAAGGAGGACGGACUCAUCGCCGGAUUCCGAGAGUAUCACCGCCGGAGGAGUGUCCGCUUCGUUUGCCGACAAGUGCGGCCUGUGGUCAAGGCCUUCGAAUGCAAUGACCAGGGCUGCCGCGUCGUUUGCAACAACGACCGAUGCAAGAUCAUGCCCUUUUGCCUGGAGGGUGCCGGCACGGAUGACGUGACUGAGGGGCCUCAGCAGCAAUCCUCCUCGGGCGGCUCGUGGACGCCGUGGUCCAACUGCCCGAGCGGCUUCUCUGCGGUGGGGCUCCGGCGGCUGGUGUUGAGAGGUAGCUUGGUGGACGGCGAAGUCAGCAGCGUGGACCAGGUGGAGUGCACAGGGACAGGCUGCAGAGCGAAGAAUCCCAAGUAUGGGACCAAAGUGAGGGCCGCCUGUGUGAGGAACUCCCGUGUCAAGGCGGGGACUCUGAGGGAGAAGACCGGUGGCGGUUGGUCUGAUCGAUCCAGCUGCCCCAGCGGCUACGACCCCAUCGGAGUGUGGAGCCUCACAAAGGAGAAGACCUAUGACACCAUGCGGAUGUGGGAUUGCAGCAGUAGCGGUUGCCGAAUUGGAUGCAUCGGCAGCGGGAAGUGCAGCAUCCAAACAGCUUGCAUCGGAGCGAUGACUUUGGCCAAGGCCACCUGCUCGACGGCGCAUCAGAACUUACAGGUGGUUGCCUCCUCCAGUGGCUCCGGAACGCGCACUCCGGCCGCUUGCCCCAGCACCCACAACAGUGCUGGAUGCGUUUGCUACUCCUCCACGGAGGGCUCUUGUCCUGCCGAGAACUACCAGGUCGGAAAGCUCACCGGCAGCUGCUCCAAAAACUUUGGCUCUGCCUCAGGCACCGUCACCCGGCUUUGCACCCAAGCGGUGGGCCGCCUGCGUGUGUCCAUUGGCAACGAAAUCACCGAGUUGGAUGACCUCACCGCGGGCUACGUCUACAAGUCGGUGGCGAUCACCUCGGCCAACACCGGAAACGCCAACAUGAAGUUCCGGGAGCUUGGUGGGAAGCCGAUCACUUUGUCGGUGAAGGAUGUCACCAUCAGCGACAUGGUCACUGGGGAGACCACCCAAAGUUUGUUGUUGGACUUGGCCAACGUCUGCAGCGGCACCCGCUGGGAGAUCGAACUCCCAGCGCAGCAGAGUGGCACGCCUUACACAGUUAAGGUGACCUACGGCGAUCAGCGGAUGGACAUGGAGACCUCGUCCUGCAUGCUGGGGACGGCAGGUCACAUGGCUUCAGUUUCUGCGGGCACUGUGGCGAAAGGAGACUUCAAGACCGUGCAGCGCUCGGUCUUCGUCCCGGGCAACAGCGCCGGGGUGGGCAACCUCGUCUUCUCCGGCGAGGCGGCCUCCGGAUGCACGGGCAUCAACAAGAUCGAGAUUGCACGAGAGGAUACGGUGCUUUGGACCGACUGUGGUGCGCCCUACAGCAAGGGGUGGAAUCUGAAGCAGUCCAACUCGGCGCCGGGCAACUUCCAACUCGUGGAGCGUGCGCGGGAAGGCGCAUCCAACGCCAAGGCCUGUGUGAACCCGAAGUCGGGGAAGCUGGUGGAAUGUGCGCCGGAGAGUCAGGUGGAAGAACACAUCAAGCAGGUCUUCUCCUUGGACUACUUGGCACCCUUGGUCGCCAAGUGGACCCAGUUUGAGAGUGGGCAGAAUUUGCAGCCGGGCUCCUGCGUCCGCGCGCGGAACCAGUAUUUGCCCAACUUGAAGAUCUCCAGCAACCAGCAGGACAACCACCUGGUGUCGUGUGGCACGGGGCAAGUGCUGAGCUCUUACCUCUUCAAGCAGGAUAGCUCCUGCAACCACGUGGACGACUUCCGGUAUUUCCACAGUUGUACUGCGAUCAUCCCGGUGACCACGACCUCCUCCUGUGUGAAUUUGGCCACCAGGUGUGUGGCGCACAGCAACAACCACCCGCACGUGUGGGAGCUGGACCGGCAUGAUGUGGGGGCUGAGUGUGCACCAGGCAUGCUCUUGACCCGCUUUGGAUACACCUCUUGCUCUGUGGAGGGAGGAGGUGGCUACCAAUACACCUAUACUUGCUGCCCGGUGCAAGGCUCGGGCGACUGCACCGAAGCCUACACCGAGUGGGGCGAGGUGGGACAGCUGAGCGACCUGUCAGCUCUCCAGCAUCAUCACUUGCAGUGCCCCCGCGAUAGUGGCCUCAAGCGCUUUAUCUUGGAAGCCCAAGUGCCCGAAGUCGCUGCCGACGAGACUUUGCAGGGCGAAGUGAGGUACAACUUCGUUUGUUGCAAGCUACCCCUAGCUGCUCCAGUCAGCGUCCGCACCGGGCCGCUGCUCGCCGAAGAUGUGCAGCCCUGGGAGGGCACUUACUGCCCGGUGGGCCGGACCGAAGGGAGGCCCGACUUCACGCGGCUCGCGGGCAGUUGGCCUCAGAUGUCUGUGCUCAAAAACACGUACUGCGGCUAUAAGAAGGGACUGUGCAGUGGCGACGUGAUGAUCGGCGAUGACGGCGGCAAAUGGACCUCCACAGCCCGUGAUUUGGCGGGCACCAUCUGCGGUGCCAUUUGCGCCAAGCACAAAGACUGCCAGGGCUUAAUCGCCACCAAUAGCCAGGGCUGCGCAUACCGGCAGCAUCCCCACUGCUGGAAGGAGGCGAACUCAGGAAUCGACUGCUGGGUGCGCAUCAACACCAGCGAGAUGAAGAUCGGUUUCGAUCGUUUGGGCGGCUCCUGGUGCAUGACCCCUGAAGGAGGCACUGCCAAGUGCUCCUCUCUCACGGAGGUGGCUCACCCCUUGGAGCUGCUGCCCAAUGCGGGCGGCGUGGACUAUGCACCGCUGGUGCCCAUGGAAACGGACUUCGAAGGCAAUGGUGCGACAGAGGUGGAGCGGGAUGACAUGGCGCAGAGCCUCUUGGGUGUGUCUGCAGCGGUCAGCACCCGUGCGGGCACGAAUGGUGGCUUGGGGAACCAAAAGUUCAAGAAGUUGCCCAAGAUCCCGAAGGCAAAGUUCCAACCGGCCAAAUUCGAGAUGGCUGAGUUCAAACCCUUCGAGGGCGAGAGGAAGGCCUUGGAACGUCGGGGCGUCACCGAGCACGUCUUGAAUUGGGCGCCCAACGCCAUCACCUACGCACCCCACUGUUUGGCACGUGAGAACCGGGAGAUGAUCUUGGGUGCCGAACCGGUGGAUGGUGCUGAGCACUUCCUCAGCAGUGAGGAGAGGAAGAAGGAUGUGGUGGGCGCCUGCUACCACGCCUUGGGCGUGGAUGGCGGAGGGCUCAGCGCUGUGGAGACCUGGGGUGAAGAUGCCACCAGCGACUGGACACCACCCUAUCCAAUGGAUAUGAUGUUUUCUGGCCACCAGGGCUAUCCGGGUUUGACGGCGGACGCCGUCUGGGAGUGUAGCACUCGCGAUAUCAACCGUGGUUACAAGCUGGCGAUGUGGGAGAGGCAAGCGGACUUCAACAAAGCCAUCAUCGACCUCUCGGGAAAGCCCAUCAGCAAGGGCAUUUGCGCGGCUAUUCCUGGAACCUUGUCGUUGGUGGGUGCCAUUGCCGCCUAUGCAGGCGUGAAGUUCGAGACCUCCAAGGUGUGUGAUGCCAUUGCGGCUAACAUCCAAGGAGCUGCCACUUUUAUGAUCGAGAAGCGGCAAAGCUACCGUGAGAAGCGAUACAUCGAGAGUGAUUUCCAAGACUGCAAUCCCCUGCAGAACACCAUGGCCAAGGUCUACUGCGACCUGUCCUGUGUGGAGGAUGCCGUGAAGCGAGGGGAUGAAGAAAUCUUGAGUUCCAUUGGGACUUUGAACCGUAACAUCUUGUCCGAGAUGAAGGCCUUUUUCGACCACUAUGUCUCGGAGAUAUUCACACGCCUCACUCACAUCGAGGAUAAGUCCUCCCACGAGAGUGGCCAGCUGAAGCAGGUGCUGGACAGCUACGCCCGCGCGGAAAUCGAUGCCGUGAACUCCAACGGGAAGCAGAUCAUCAACGCGAUGAAUACACAGCACUCGGCCAUGAAUCGGAACCUGGGCAAUGCCGCGAAGCAGAUUUUCGACCUCACCCACGAGGAGCACAAAGUUCUGGCCGCGACCAUGAAUGCACAUCUGCAAGCCACCUCCAAUGCCAUUGACAAUUUGAAGGCGGAGACGCAGCAGGGCUUCCAUGACGCCUUCAACGAGUUUGCCGACACCUUGAGCCAGGAGGAUCUCCUGGAGCUGUCCAAGGUCUCCCGGAGCCGCCGCGCGGCCUUGGCCCAGCUCAAUGCCUGGGAGGACUCAGUUCAGAGUGCGGGCGGACAAAAACUUCAGCAGAUUGAACAAGCUUUGCUGGUGCUUCAGAAGCGCGUGCAAGAAACACCCAAGGAGGGGAAUCUCACGGAGCAUGUGAUGAAGAUGCACGAGGAUGUGACCUCUACGGUGGGAGAGCUUCAUGAGCUGCGGAAGCAGCCCACCGCGCACGAGUCGCCGGCGGGCACGGUGGAUGCGGAGAUGAAAACGCUGCUCUCGGCGGCGGAGAAGUCCUUGGAGAGCCACGCCAUGGCGGCGGAGCGGAUGGGUCGCUUAAUCGGUGCUUUGCAGAGCUCUGAUCACCUCACCUCGAAUGCGGAAGACUUCCAUGUGGAGGCCCAGAUGGUGGAGUUCGACAAGAUCUUGGUGAAGAUCCGCGGAGCGGCGGAGGAGUAUUUGAGCGAAAGCCAAGAACAAGCGAAGCUCGUGCGGGAGGCCUCCAAGCUUACUGAGCAGUACUUGUCCAAAUGCACUGCCGACUUCUUGGAACUUCAGCUGGCCGCCAAGAAGGCGCUCCAGUCAGGUAACAAGGCAGCCCGCGCUGCCCGCAAAGCCAUGAAGGAAGUGGCCCAGCAGGUUGCCCUCCUGGCUGAGAUGCUAGUGGAUGGUGGCCUGGCGCGGCACGCUUUGCAGCGCGCCGCCGCGCAGCUCGCCCAGCGCGGGGCCACCACUGCGGAGGAUUUGGAGGAAGUGUCGGAUGAACCGUCGAGCUCCCACAAUAUGACCUCCAACGCCGUGGAACUCUUCCAACUGCUUCACGCUCAGAGGUCGGCCAGCGCACCGAGCACCGCCUUGGAGCUGUUGGCGUCGGAGGAGUUUCACCGGGCCUUGCAGAUGGACCUGCUGGCCAACCUGAGGCUCCGUAUGCCGCCAGUUCUGCCGAAAGCCUUGGCGGCUUGGCGGCUCUUUGAGGACCUCCAACAGCGUCACGCCAUGCAUGGCCUCGCGCGCGUGGGCAGCCGUGACACUGAACUGGUCCGAAGCGCAUGGGAGCGCCUGGACCGCGAAGUGCUCCUGCUGGCCUCGGAGAUCCACGUCGUCGCGAGCGGACUGGGCGAGGCCUGGGCAGCUCGUGCGCAGAGCAUGCUGGAGAUCUUGGCGCCUGUCCCAGCUCGAUGCCAGAAGCUGCUACCAAGCAGCUCAGGCUGGAUGAUGUGGUCCAAUUCCACCGAUGGUUCGAGCCUCCUGGUUCGAGGUGCAACCCACUUGCUGCAGCACCAUCCCAAGCGCCACCGGGUGGCACAUGACUUUGCGCAGACCACAGGAGAUGUCGAGGCACGAAUUUGCUCUCACUCUGCGAGUCCUUCGACCCUCCGCGCGGUGCAUCCGGGCGAGGCCGUCCUUUGCUUCCAACGGAGCCCCGCGUUGAAGUGCACCUCAUGGCUGACCUUGGAAAGUGAGCUGGACCUGUGGUUGAUGUGA
Messenger RNA from Durusdinium trenchii, 7041 nucleotides. NCBI's taxonomy places the organism in Eukaryota, Dinophyceae, Suessiales, Symbiodiniaceae. The record is from the annotation of a GenBank genome assembly.